AUGGAGCAGAACGAAGGCCAACAAGACCCGGAGAGCGACGUCGUGACUCCAUUUGCCGAACUCAAGGAAGCGUAUUUCCCCGCUGCCGUAGUCGCUCUUCCCCAUAUUACAAGGCUCAUUGAGGUGUUUUCGAUGGCACCCGCAGAGGCCCUAACGGAGGCAACCAAAGCGGGGCAAGUGGACUGGGUUCAAAACCUAUUAGGUCGCUUCGGAUUCGACAUCUCGGAGGCCUUGGUGGAAGCUGCUAGCAAGGGUGAUUCGGCCAUUGCGGGGCUCCUGAUGGAUACCUUAGUCGGAGCUGAAGACGUGCAACAGGAUGUUGUGUGGGCUAUCGAGAGGUCGGGUGAGGCUGCAGCCCAGAACGGCCACCUACGAGCUGCCGAGCUCUUUUCCCACGAGAUCCGGUACUACUGCCGGUCCCUCAUGCCGACCCUAGAUAUGCUCAAUGCGGCCGCGGCCUAUGGACAUCUUGACGUGGUCAAGUUCGUCAUCGAGCAAGCAGAACAGGGUGGUUUUGUGGACGAGUACUGCCGGUUCCCUACGAGCGAUACGCUCUCCCGCGCGAUCACGGGAGGUCACCCUGAUGUUGUCGAGUUCCUUUUGACUCAUGAAAACCUCCGAUGGAACCUGAAAGAAGCGUUUUUAGCCGCGAUGAAUCAGAGAGAGCACGCUGUUGCAGAGCGGAUUUACACCAUGUACCCUCAACAACACCCAGGGAAAGAUUUGUUCAUCGAGCUCGCACUUUAUGGAUGCAAGGAAGCCGCCGACUAUUUGUACAGCAACGUCUGUCACAAGGAUCCCAGUGCGGUCAACAAAGCUCUUGAAAGCGCGACAGCGGGAAAUCAGACCUGCGUCGUCGAAUUCUUGCUGGAUAUCAUUGCAUAA
This is a messenger RNA of Phytophthora sojae, 885 nucleotides long. RefSeq lists its product as hypothetical. Bases 1 to 885 code for a protein of 294 amino acids. The transcript has a single exon. Lineage: Eukaryota; Oomycota; Peronosporomycetes; Peronosporales; Peronosporaceae. The record is from RefSeq and is a predicted model, not a curated record.